Molecule: messenger RNA, 5368 nt
Organism: Anoplopoma fimbria (sablefish)
Lineage: Eukaryota; Metazoa; Chordata; Actinopteri; Perciformes; Anoplopomatidae
Product: dolichyl-diphosphooligosaccharide--protein glycosyltransferase subunit STT3B-like
Exons: 16
Coding region: 470-2920 (816 amino acids)
Biological process (GO): post-translational protein modification
Cellular component (GO): membrane
Molecular function (GO): dolichyl-diphosphooligosaccharide-protein glycotransferase activity
Source: RefSeq, a predicted model, not a curated record
CUCCUGGCUGUCUGUCAAGCGCGCUCUACCGCGCGAUUGGGCUCUUAACGGAGCUGAGCCCCCGACCCCCUUGGCCGUACCUGUCUCGCUGUGAGAGGCUGACGGCUCUUCCUGCUCCGCGCGCAGUUCCCGCCCCUUCAUCCAGCUCCCAAGGAAGGAAGGAAGGAGGAACUGCCCGAGCCGCAUGUGACACUUCUAGUACGCUGCAAAACUGCGCUGCUAUGUGACUCCGCGGGAUUAUUUUAGCUGGUUUUGCGUCCGGUGGCAUACAAGGUUAGAAAGUUUGCAAUUGCAGCCGGUGUUUAUAGGGGGGAGGGGGGUACGGGGGCAAGAAGGGAAGGUGGUGCAAGGGGUUUCGGUAGAGGAGCGUGGCACCGAAAAAAGGGAAAAAAGGUGGGGGGGGUUUCUUUCCUGUCUGAUACCAGAUAGCUCGUUUCGCUCGCCCGCCACGACGGGACUGACGUAGAAUAUGGCGGAGCAUCACCCGGUCCCCGAAAACAAACACAAAUCCUCGCUGAACUCCGGAGCGUCGUCGUACUCGGGGAAUGGACGCAGCAGCACGGCGGUGGUGGCGGAGAGAGGCAGCAACGCCGGGCAAGAAGGCGGAGGAGGUCUGUCCGGCGGCCUGUCGCAGCCGGCCGGGUGGCAGUCCUUACUGUCUUUCACCAUCCUGUUCCUGGCCUGGCUGGCCGGUUUCAGCUCCCGGCUCUUCGCUGUCAUUCGCUUCGAGAGCAUCAUCCACGAGUUUGACCCCUGGUUCAACUACAGGUCGACUCAUCACCUCACCACCAAUGGCUUCUAUGAGUUCCUCAACUGGUUUGACGAGAGAGCCUGGUACCCUCUGGGUAGGAUAGUAGGGGGCACGGUGUACCCAGGCCUGAUGGUCACGGCGGGCCUCAUCCAUUACGUGCUCAACCUGCUGAACGUCACCGUCCACAUCCGGGACGUGUGCGUGUUCCUGGCGCCGGUGUUCAGCGGCCUGACCUCCAUCUCCACCUACCUGCUCACCAAGGAGCUGUGGAACCAGGGGGCGGGGCUGCUGGCGGCCUGCUUCAUCGCCAUCGUCCCCGGCUACAUCUCCCGCUCUGUGGCCGGCUCCUUCGACAACGAGGGCAUUGCCAUCUUCGCCCUGCAGUUCACCUACUACCUCUGGGUGAAGUCUGUGAAGACGGGAUCGGUCUUCUGGUCCAUCGGAUGCUGCCUCUCCUAUUUCUACAUGGUGUCAGCUUGGGGCGGUUACGUGUUCAUCAUCAACCUUAUUCCCCUUCAUGUAUUCGUCCUGCUUCUCAUGCAGCGCUUCAGUAGGAGGGUCUACAUAGCCUACAGCACCUUCUACAUCAUCGGCCUGGUCUUGUCCAUGCAGAUCCCCUUCGUAGGCUUUCAGCCGAUCAGGACCAGUGAACACAUGGCUGCAGCAGGGGUGUUUGUGCUGCUCCAGGUCUACGCCUUCCUGCAGUACCUGAAGGACAGACUGACCAAGCAGGAGUUCCAGACUCUGUUCUUCCUGGGAGUCUCUCUGGCCGCCGGAGUGGUGUUCCUCUCCGUCAUCUAUCUGACAUACACAGGAUACAUCGCUCCAUGGAGUGGGCGCUUCUACUCCCUCUGGGAUACUGGCUAUGCUAAGAUCCACAUACCCAUUAUAGCAUCGGUCUCCGAGCACCAGCCCACCACCUGGGUGUCCUUCUUCUUCGACCUCCACAUCCUGGUCUGCACCUUCCCAGCAGGCCUCUGGUUCUGCAUCAAGAACAUCAACGACGAGCGCGUCUUCGUGGCCCUGUAUGCCAUCAGCGCUGUUUACUUUGCUGGCGUGAUGGUGCGCCUGAUGCUGACUCUGACCCCGGUGGUGUGCAUGCUGUCGGCGGUGGCUUUCUCAAGUGUCUUCGAGCACUAUCUGGGAGACGACAUGAAGAGGCAGAGCCCGCCCGCCGAGGACAGCAGCGACGAGGACGACAAGAAGAACGCCGGCAACCUCUACGACAAGGCCGGUAAGGUGCGCAAACACGUGUCGGAGCAGGAGAAGGCCGAGGAGGGCCUGGGCCCAAACAUCAAGUCCAUAGUCACCAUGCUGAUGCUGAUGCUGCUCAUGAUGUUCGCCGUCCACUGCACCUGGGUCACCAGCAACGCCUACUCCAGCCCCAGUGUGGUGCUGGCAUCAUACAACCACGACGGCUCCCGUAACAUCCUGGACGACUUCAGGGAGGCAUACUAUUGGCUGAGGCAGAACACGGACGAGCAUGCCAGAGUGAUGUCCUGGUGGGACUACGGCUACCAGAUAGCGGGCAUGGCAAACAGAACCACGCUGGUGGACAACAACACGUGGAACAACAGUCACAUAGCGCUGGUGGGCAAAGCCAUGUCAUCCAAUGAGACGGCAGCAUAUGAGAUCAUGAGGUCGCUGGACGUCGACUACGUCCUCAUCAUCUUCGGCGGGGUGAUCGGCUACUCGGGAGACGACAUCAACAAGUUCCUGUGGAUGGUGCGCAUCGCAGAGGGGGAGCAUCCUAGGGACAUCAGGGAAAGUGACUACUUUACACCGCAGGGAGAGUUCAGAGUGGACAAAGCUGGUUCCCCGACGCUGCUCAACUGCCUUAUGUACAAAAUGUCUUACUACCGCUUUGGAGAAAUGCAGCUGGACUUCCGGACGCCGCCGGGCUUCGACCGGACGCGCAACGCCGAGAUCGGCAACAAGGACAUAAAGCUGAAGCACCUGGAGGAGGCCUUCACCUCAGAGCACUGGCUGGUCAGGAUUUAUAAGGUGAAAAAGCAGGAGAACAGGGACCGCGUGGAGCACAAGCUGCGAGGCGCCGACGCCACCAAGCAGAAGUACACCUCCAAAAAGACGGCCAAGAGGAAGCGGGGCUUCAUCAAGAACAAGCUCUCCCUCAAGAAGGGCAGGAAACUGACCAAGAAAUCUUUAUAGAAAGUCCACCACCAACCGAGGGCACACACUGUGGGACGGGAGAGGAGAAAAAAAAAAUAUAAACACAAAAAAACUUUCAACAAAAAAAACAAGCAGCAACAGUAAAUCCACCAAUCGAGAUGAACAUGGAACACCAGAGGUGGAGAUGUUACCACCGCCUAAGAGAAUGUGUCCAACCCCCAGCCGACGUUUGACCUGAUAAGCGGGGUCAAGGUGAGACGUUGGCUAGUCCCAGAUCCACCCCACGCUGGUUUUUAAACCCCCCUGAGGAACUGUGACCUUUGACCCGCUUUUCUUUUUUGUACUUGAAUGUGCUGGGAGACAGAGAGAGAGAGAUUAGCUGUCCUUCUAGCAGGGACUCAGUCUGGGACUGCUCUAUGCAUUGCAUCAUUGGGAUAGAAACACAGAAAACAGACCACUGUUGUACACACAUCCCCCAUCAGCCCUGAACACCACACCUGAUCACACUGAGGCAAAGAGUGACUUUAGGAUGACUGGGAUGGCGUUUCUAAUCUUCAUAGAUAUUCAAUGUCAUUGAAAAGGAGAGAAACUCAAAUGUACCAGCCUACUUCUAUUUUUUAUUUUUUUCUCAUGUGUUUAAUUUCCUUUAAACUCUCCAUUAUUAACAGGAACAUGCAUGUACACAUAUGUGCCAACAAGGAGAAAGGAUACAUUUUUUUUUUUUAGAACAAGACACAAUUCUUCAAAGGGUUAUUCCUGUUUAUUGCAACUUGGUCCAUUUUUUGGUAGUUUCUUUCAGAAAAAGAAAAAAAAUGUUUUACUCUGCAAGUUAAUUGCUGAAACCUCAGAACACAAGACUUACUUCCUGGUUCAACUUUAAUCCACUGUACUUGUCGUAGUCGUUCAGCCACACAGUUUUUCCUCUACAAAGAAGGAACAUUGUCAUUUUUUUUCUAAUUAAAGGGUUACUCCAGCAGCUUAUCAUAGUCAGGGGACUCACAAAGAGGGUUAAAAUUGUCCAAAUUUGAGCGACAUGACUUUUAGUUUUAGCUUGGGUCAAGCUCCAGAAACACUGGAUACUACAGUUCCCAUAAAACCUGGAUAAACUGGAUAGUGUCUUUCCUAAGAUCAUUCAUGCCUCAUAAACGUUCACUUCCUUUAAAAAAAGCCAUUACUACCAGUUUGUUACACGGGCAAACUAGACAUUAUGCAGCUCUUUGAUCCAACGCUGUGUUUCUCUCCUCUCAGACUUUGUUGUUGUGAUGUCACCGUUCCUCUGGAUCUGAGCAAUGACUAAAACUAGUAUAAUAUUAUCUUAACUGAUAGAAAGACUCAACUUGACCCAAACCAGAAAAUCUUUUAACUGGUGCGCGUUAUUCCUAUCUGUAUUAUUCAUACAAUGUCGACCUGCACUGAAACUCAGGACAGAGUCAGAGCUACGAGAGACCGUCAGUGUUCAGCUUGCAACUCAGUCCUUAUAACACAAUUACAUAUCUUUGAAGAAUGCAGUACCUAAAGCAUCUUUGACAGUUAGGAAAUGUGUCGCUCCCACAGUCCAGCAGAAUCCAUCCAUCACUCCCAGCAGAAUAGGUCACGUCAAGGAAGUGCAAACCCGUGCAUUUCUGAGCUUCAGGGUGAGAAACAGACUGUUGGUUUUUAGUUAUCAGGAUGCAGGUUUACUAAACUGCCUGCUUUUGCUCUGAGGGUAAAUUGCACUGGAGUAAAAUCGAGAGCCACGGCGAUGCGAGCAGAAACCAUCUGGGAGUCACUACUACUUGAAAGUGCUUUCUUUUUUGUUGCUAGUAACAUAACCUAACAAGCAAGAUUUCGCUCACUUCUGCCAGUGUAACCAUUUUAAAAAUAAACAUUUAAGGUGUAACACUCAUUUACUCAAUUUAAAACACUUUCUGCAGCCCAGAAGCAUUUAAACCGCACUCUUCCAGUUGAAAUAAAGUUCCUCCGUCAGUCCAUCUAACCGAACCCUAACGGGAAUCUUUCUAAUUGGCUGAAUUGACACCAUUUUUCUUUUGUUCUGUCAUACGAGUGGCGUAAUAUUUUCAUACAACAUGAGUGAUCUGUUAUGAUUUGUAAUUUGUUCCCUCAUUUAAAUCCUCUUCAAUCUCGUUUCUUGAAGAUAUCCCAAGAAACCACUUUGAUUCUGUUGUGAGGAUUUGUCUGAGGAAUGUAAAACCCGAGUGGAGAGGAUAGCAUCGGCCUUAACAGAAUGAAAAAAACAAACAAAAAAAUGUGUAUGAUUUCCAGAGCUCAGAGGCAGUGAGUGUAUUUAUUACAUGGACGAUGGAGGCUGCGAUGGCUGAAGCAAGGGGCAGCGUUCUAUCAGGAAAAUGCAAGAGUCCCGUCCGAUUUUUGAUUUUCUAAGUCGAGGUUUCUUCCAUCAAUUGUAAUGAUCUGGAUGCAGGUGUGAGAGUGAAACAUGCCUUUUUUUGAAUAAAGAGGUUGAAAUAAAACUCCUGUUUGUUAAAAGUU